AGAGAGCGCACCAUGGGCUUCUCGGAGCUGCUCCACACCAUCGGCGGCAUGGGAAAGUUCCAGAUCCUCCAGACUGCUCUCAUGAUGUUCCCCGCCCUCCUGAUCGGCUGUCACAACUUUCUGCAGAACUUCACCGCCAUAACCCCGGAGCAUCAUUGCCGGCCGGCCAACUGGACCAAUGGGUCUCAUGCCCCCGGCGGUGUGGGGGAUGGGGACUUACUGAGGGUCUUCAUCCCCCUGGACAAGGACCGGAAACCUGAGCGGUGCCUGCGGUUCUCUGAGCCCCAUUGGCAGAUCCUAAGCCUCAACGACACCUCCUCUUUAAGCUUGGACACCGAGGUCUGCCUGGAUGGGUGGGUGUAUGACCAGAGUGUUGCCUCCUCCAUCGUUUCUGAGUGGGACUUGGUGUGCAAGCACAAGUCACUGAAGUCCAUUGCCCAGUCCAUAUACAUGAUGGGACAGCUGGUCGGAGCUACUGUCUUUGGCAUCUUCUCUGACAGGUGAGGGGAGGAGGCCUGAGGAAAUCUCCAGAAGCUUCCAACUAGGCUAGAGUUCAUGCUAUCCCCCCACUGUCCUCAACGGCUCAGGACCCCACAGGAGAAGACCCCCGUACCUCCUUACCCUGCCAGACGACCAGGGCUACACCCGACACCUCAAACGGAGGGGUCAGGCUAGAGCGCUCGCCCCUCCCUGCCCAGGUCCCGGACACCCCAACUUUUCUAGAAGACAGUCCCUGUGCCUGCAUCUGAUGAGGGCUGGGGGUGGUGACACCUCCUUAUUUUGUUCUGCAAUGAAUUGCAAUCAUGACUCUCGAAUUACUCUCUGCUUGGGGAUGAAUUUGGAGUCACGCGGCAGAAGGACUUCAUCAUGGGAAUGGUGAUAAAGCUGCGUCCGUGGUCUUGUUUCUGCCAGCCAUGAUUUCCCCGCUGGGUUGCCUCCACGGGUCGCUUCCCGAGGAAGCAGGAGCCCCUGGCACAGUCACUGUUGCUGUAAGUGGCUGAUUCUAUGGAGCGCUCUCCCAGGUCCUCCCAAUAGCCCUGGGUGGCUGCUCCCAUUUCAGAGAUGACGCGGGGCUCAGCACCACUGGUCCCACGGAAAACUGAUUCCAGCGUGGACAUUUUGUCCAUGUUCUUGGAA
Molecule: messenger RNA, 1137 nt
Organism: Mustela lutreola (European mink)
Lineage: Eukaryota; Metazoa; Chordata; Mammalia; Carnivora; Mustelidae
Product: solute carrier family 22 member 20-like
Exons: 2
Coding region: 13-504 (163 amino acids)
Source: RefSeq, a predicted model, not a curated record